This is a messenger RNA of Polyodon spathula (Mississippi paddlefish), 1551 nucleotides long. RefSeq names its product syndecan binding protein (syntenin). The transcript is spliced from 9 exons. Lineage: Eukaryota; Metazoa; Chordata; Actinopteri; Acipenseriformes; Polyodontidae. The coding region runs from base 135 to 1037 and encodes 300 amino acids. Gene Ontology annotation, molecular function: protein binding. The record is from RefSeq and is a predicted model, not a curated record. Gene Ontology annotation, cellular component: cytoplasm; plasma membrane.
UUUUUUCCCCUUUCUCCUUGACGGUGUUAGGUGCUUACUUCCAUUGAAACCGGAAAGAGCAUCUGGAAGAAGCCGUGUAACGGGUUGCAGUCUUGUUUGCCUUCCACAAGCUUUUGUUAAGGACCUGUUGGACCAUGUCGUUGUAUCCAUCAUUAGAAGACAUGAAGGUGGAUAAGUUUAUCCAGGCUCAGACGGCCUAUGAAUCUAGCCCACCAAUGCCAGCUGCACUGCCUGAAUCUUCUAAUACUGUCCCUGCUGAGGCUGAUGGUGGCCUUUACCCAAAGCUGUAUCCUGAACUCUCUCAGUUCAUGGGCCUAAACCUCAAUGAAGAAGAAAUACAGCAUAAUCUCUCAGUGCUUCCUGUAGCAGAUUGUGCCGGGCAAAUAGCUACAAGACCUUCUGCAUUAAAUUACAUGACUGCACCAAUAUCGGGAAAUGAUUUUGGAAUCCGUAGAGCAGAAAUCAGGCAGGGUAUUCGUGAAGUAAUUCUCUGCAAAGACAUGGAUGGAAAGAUAGGAUUACGACUAAAGUCUAUUGAUAACGGUGUUUUUGUACAACUUGUACAAGCCAAUUCCCCGGCUUCCCUUGGUGGCAUGCGCUUUGGAGACCAGGUGCUUCAGAUCAAUGGCGAGAACUGUGCUGGGUGGAGUACUGACAAAGCCCACAAAGUGCUCAAGCAAGCUGCUGCAGGAAGGAUUGUGUUCAUUGUUCGGGACAGACCCUUUGAACGCACCGUCACUAUGCACAAAGACAGUAAUGGACAUCUGGGCUUUGUUUUCAAAAAGGGAAAGAUAACCUUCAUCGUGAAGGACAGCUCUGCAGCACGAAAUGGGCUUCUGACUGAGCAUAACAUUUGUGAAGUUAAUGGGCAAAAUGUAAUUGGAAUUAAGGACCCUCAGAUCUCCGACAUUCUAAAUUCUGCUGAGAGUGUCAUAACAAUAACUGUAAUGCCUUCAUUCAUCUGUGAACACAUGAUGAAAAAAAUGUCUUCCAGCAUUGUGAAGAGUCUAAUGGAUCACUCUGUUCCUGAAGUGUAAUUCCAGACAUUAGCUACAAAGGUCAUAAAGGGUCCUACUUUCCUGCUUUUCCAGGCCGCUAGAAGUCACUAUAUAUGAGCCAUUUGAUAUUCAGGAUGGAAAUGUACCAUUAGGCAGCUACUGCAUGGAGGCACAGUGGCAUUAUGUAUUGUACUAAUCAAUGCACAGAUCUGAAUAUUUAACUAUACUGUCAACAUCUUCUGCAGAUCAUUUUGCUUGUUUACAAAUCUAUAGAAUGUCUUGUGCAAGCCUUACUGAGGAUGCCCAUGUACAGUAGCGUAUGCAUGCUAUUGAAGAUAGGAAGGAAAGCUUUUUUUUCUCCUCUUAAUAUUUAAAAGGUUGCAUCAACAGAUAACUACAGUAUUUCAUAAAUAUCCAAAGGGAACUCAAAAUAGGCUUUUUUAAAUAUGUCUGCAGUUGUUUUUGGUAUUAUAUACAUCUUAUGUAGAAUGGAAUUAACUGUUUUUUUUUUCCUUUCUGUUAAGUAUUAUAAGUGAGUUAAUAAAUAUUUGAA